AUGCUUAGGCAGGCAAUAUACCCAUGGACUCUGGAAAGUGUUAAUGAUGUUGCAAAUGCUCAAAAUCCAGAUUACCCGAACAGAUAUUUCGUACCAAUUAAAUUUGAUUAUGCAGUACGAGGAGCAUAUAACGUCUCAGAAUGUUUGGAGGAAUUGCUCACUUGUUGGGAACUGAUCAGGCCUUUGUAUAUGUGUACUCAGUUCAGAAUGAAAGACUCACUUUGUUCGAACAUGAGGGAGUAUUGCCACGAUGAACACGGAGAUUUUCCCGUUUCGUGGUUCCGUUUCGAUUUAUCAGAGCAUAUUUGUAUGGACGCCGCUUCUAACUAUGAAUCAUAG
This is a messenger RNA of Arctia plantaginis, 339 nucleotides long. Lineage: Eukaryota; Metazoa; Arthropoda; Insecta; Lepidoptera; Erebidae. The record is from the annotation of a GenBank genome assembly.